AUAAGAUAAGGUGACAGCUUCGAGCUACCCCUCAAUGAAUCACCCCCCGCCAUAGCCGGCCUUCCGGUGCAAGGAGAGAUCUAGGUAGGUUGCCUUUGGCAUGUUAGGUAGACAAAUACUUAAAGCGAGUCAUCUAGUACCUGCUUAUAGCGACUUCCCACCUCAGCAGCAAGGUAGGUACAUGUAUGGCCAGGCAGGUACAAAUGUAGGUAUCCUGAAACACCCUAGGCUACGUACCUAGGUAGAGUUGUAAGUAGGCGUAAGGUUGUAGGCGUCCCAAGACAUCGCUGUCCCAGAAGCCAUGUGAUAGAAACCCAGCCUUGUGCCUAGUCAACGUGAAUCAUAUCUACGCAUCUGUACGGAGUACCUUACAUCCCUACCUAGACCUACGCGUACCGGCUUUCUCAUACAGCUGAGACAAGCAGGCAGCCAGCCAGCCAUACACAGAGAGAGACACUUUGCCAUCCAUCCAUCCGUUUCCUUGGCUGCGCUCUUCUUCACUGUGCUUUUCGUUGCCAACAUCAGAAUCCCGUACUACCUGCCGUCGUCUACACGCACCCUUUGUCUUCUGCGCUACCCGCAUACAAUCAACAGACAGACAUACAUACAUACGCCAUUCACUUAUCUUCCGAGCGCCCUAGUCCAAAGAACACAAUAGAAACAUCAUCAUGAACUACCUAUAUUCCACUGUCAAUACGUUGCGUGACAAGUAUACUCCUGUCACGCACACGUCAACCUUCCGCAAGACCGGCCAGAUCACCCCCGAAGAGUUCCUCGCUGCCGGUGACUACCUGGUCUUCAAGUUUCCCACCUGGUCAUGGGCUGAUGCCGACUCCGAGGCCAAGCGCGUAGACUAUCUCCCUCCCGGAAAGCAGUUUCUUGUUACGCGCGGCGUUCCUUGCAAUCGUCGCCUUGACGACGACUUCGCCGGAGAUGCUGGGCACGAAGAGGCUGUGGUUGGCGAUGGUGAUGAUUUCAAGUCCAAGGGACAGGCCGAUGACGAUGACGGGUGGCUUCGUACCGGCGGUCUGAGCAGUUCACAACCCCUCAAAGCCCGAGAUGUCCGGACCGUCGACGAUGCGGGCAAUGUAGGUGAUCGCCUAGAUGACGAGGACGAUAUCCCGGACAUGGAGGAUGAUGACGAUGACGAAGCCAUUAUUCCAGACACCGAAGCCCAGAAGAGAACAGGGGCCCGACGGACGUAUACGCUCUAUAUCAUGUAUUCACCUUACUAUCGCACACCACGUCUUUAUCUUUCGGGCUACGUUGAGGGCCAACCCCUUGCCCCGCAACAGAUGAUGGAAGACAUUGUGGGGGAUUACAAAGACAAGACAGUCACGUUAGAAGAUUUCCCUUUCUUUGCGAACAAUGUCAAGAUGGCCAGCGUGCACCCCUGCAAGCACGCAUCCGUCAUGAAGACGCUUCUGGACCGCGCCGAUGCUGCUUUAAAGCUUAGACGUGAUAAGUUAAAGUCAGGAAAGAAUAUCGGCAGUGAUCCGGGAAUGGAGGGGCUGGUCGACGAGAUCAAUAAGCUGGACGUUAAGAGCGCCGAAGCUGCCGCCGAGUCCAGUAGCGAUGACUGGGAAGAGGUUGAAGCCGAAGAGCAAGAUGUAGCAAUUCGCGUCGACCAGUAUCUGGUAGUUUUUCUCAAGUUUAUGGCUAGCGUAACACCGGGUAUCGAGCACGACUUCACAAUGGGUGUCUAAUGAAUAGGUUUCUUUCGGUGUAUUUGUUUCACUUGUCUCAGGCAGUGGUUGAGCCCAAAUUACCUGGUGCUUGGGAAGCAUCAUUUUGGCGUUUCGAGGAAUUUUUGAAUUUGGAGCGCUAGUUAUACAGGGCGGGAAUGGUUCUUGGUUUGGACAGUGAAGAUACACUCGAGAUUAGGUGCCGCGCGGCAGCAAGAUUCUAAGCCGCUGCAAAUAGAGUGAUUAACUCAUUUAAUGCUACGUGGGAUUAUUUCGUGCUAUGUGUCGAUCUUUGCGAGUUAUUGAUAA
Molecule: messenger RNA, 1994 nt
Organism: Xylaria bambusicola
Lineage: Eukaryota; Fungi; Ascomycota; Sordariomycetes; Xylariales; Xylariaceae
Product: autophagocytosis associated protein
Exons: 3
Coding region: 669-1706 (345 amino acids)
Biological process (GO): autophagosome assembly; autophagy of mitochondrion; nucleophagy
Cellular component (GO): cytoplasmic ubiquitin ligase complex; cytosol
Molecular function (GO): Atg8-family ligase activity
Source: RefSeq, a predicted model, not a curated record